Carcharodon carcharias (great white shark) is the source of this 6320-nucleotide messenger RNA. RefSeq names its product interferon regulatory factor 8 (gene irf8). Gene Ontology annotation, biological process: immune system process; regulation of transcription by RNA polymerase II. Lineage: Eukaryota; Metazoa; Chordata; Chondrichthyes; Lamniformes; Lamnidae. Bases 239 to 1567 code for a protein of 442 amino acids. Gene Ontology annotation, molecular function: RNA polymerase II cis-regulatory region sequence-specific DNA binding; DNA-binding transcription factor activity, RNA polymerase II-specific; protein binding. The record is from RefSeq and is a predicted model, not a curated record. Gene Ontology annotation, cellular component: nucleus. The transcript is spliced from 9 exons.
CUGUCAGUCACCGGAGGGACGCCAAGCACAGCCACACCUUCCUGCGAGUAAAUAAACGCAGCGAGUUCGAGUCCAGCCCAGAUAAAACGGUAUUGGAUUGCCAAGCAUUUUGAAGUGGACGGACAAUUAAAAGAAUAGUAACAGGGGGAGAUACGAAACCAGAAGAGAAAACGACGCCAAUAUUGCAGUUAGGCAGUUGUCCCCAGUUAUUGAUAACCUGGCACAGAGCUGCUGUGGAAUGAUGCAAGGGAUCGGUAUGGUCGAUAAAAACAGCACCGGCAUGCGCCGUCUCAAGCAGUGGUUAAUCGAUCAGAUUGACAGCAAUCAAUACCCAGGCUUGGUGUGGGAUGAUGAGCAGAAAAUCACCUUUCGGAUUCCCUGGAAACACGCCGGGAAACAGGACUACAACCAGGAGGUGGACGCAUCGAUCUUCAAAGCUUGGGCUGUCUUCAAAGGAAAAUACAAAGAAGGUGAGAAGGCAGAGCCUGCCACAUGGAAGACAAGGUUGCGCUGUGCACUCAACAAAAGUCCAGAUUUUGAAGAAGUGACCGAUCGUUCUCAGCUCGAUAUCUCAGAACCAUAUAAGGUUUAUCGAAUUGUUCCUGAAGGACAGCAAAAAUGUAAAUUUGGCAGCCACCCCAAUGACCAAGGCGAUGUCACUGACAUGGAUUGCAGUCCACCUGGCUCAAAUGAACUUAUGAAGGAGGUUAUUGUGGAUUAUAAUGCCAUAAUAAAGAGAAGUCAUUCUCCACCACAGGAGGACUGUACAAGUCAACCACAGCAUGAUUGGUGGGGGCGACAAACCAUUGAGGUUACAGAUUCCUCGAUGCUGUAUUACGCCAAUAGCUUUGGACCCAUGCAACCCAAUUCAGGGUUUUGCCAAAUGAUUAUCACCUUUUACUAUGGAGGAGUUCCAAUGUCCCGGAUUCCCAUACGACGAUUAGAUGGCUGCAGAAUCACCGUACGCCAUGCUCCCAUCACCAACGAGGCCAUAUUCGGGCCAGAAAGCAUGGAACAGGUUCUGUUCCCCCCCACAAAAAAUAUCAUGAACCCUCGGCAACAACAAGUUACAAAUAAACUCUUGACUCACCUUGAGCGUGGGGUGUUGCUACUCAGCAACAACGAGGGCAUCUAUAUCAAAAGGCUCUGCCAAGGCAGGGUUUUCUGGAGCGGCCCCUGUGCGCCUUUUGCUGACAGGCCGAACAAGCUGGAGAGAGAUGCGAUUGUGAAGCUUUUUGACACAAAGCAGUUUUUGCAAGAUUUGCAACUUUACACAGAGAACCCCCAGUGUGUCCUUCCGAAUAACAAAGUGAUUAUUUGCUUUGGAGAAGAGUUUCCUGACAUGAAACCCAUCAACAAAAAAUUAAUUAUAGUGGAGAUUGAACAGGUGAAAACAAAGCAGAUUUUGCAGGCUGUGCUUCAGUCCAGGAAUUACGAUAACAAUAUCCACCUUCAAAUUUCCAAUGAAACAGCAGAGGACAAAUUGUCAGGGAUUCUUCAUGAACUUUGCAUGAAUAGUUACGGUUACCCAAGACCUGCCUUCAGCGAAAACCAGCAAAUAAGCUGAAAAUAAUAAAUUCAACUCUCUGCUUCUGUGACCUAAGGACGUUUGUGUAAGUUGGUGGCAUUAAAUAAAAAUGCUCUUUGCUGGUUGUCAGUAGUGUUGCUAAGGGACUCCGAGUCUCUAAUCAUUCUUGUUGGCUGAAUGCCGCUUUGCACUGCAAUUAAUAUUUUUUGUAACAAUAUUACAUUUUGUAAAAUAAUCAUAUAUUUUAUACAAGUUUAUUUUUCACUGUGAAAACCAAUUUAAUAUCCAUAGGAGUUUAUAGCAAAGGGACUGAACACGCAUCUACUUGCAACACUGUUCAUUACUGUCAUGACACUUACUAUGUAAGAAAUAUUUAUUAUCUACAGAAUAAUGGAUGUCUAAGAGGGAGUUGCAUAAAUUCAUUUUAAUGGUUAAAAAAAAGACCAUAAAUCUAGUUUAUAAAUUCUACCUGUGUAUAAGGUGCUCCACAAUUUUGUUAUUAUUUUGGCUUUUAAAGAAAACAGGAUGUAUGGUUGUGUAAUCUGCAAAUUUAUAUUUUAUGUUGUACAGUAACUUGCAGUUAUUUUGUAAUUUUCUACAGUAGCUACUGAUGUUAGUUGUGAUAGCAGAAGUACAGCCUGAGUUGAGCAUAAUCAGGCCUGGUUCCAUAAAUUGACUUAAAAAAAACAGGCAUGUGCUUAUUUAAUGACCUUGCAUGAUCUGAGGACGUUUCAAAGUGCUUUACAUCCAAUGAAGUGCUUUUUUUCUUUAGCUAUUGUCGCUGUUGAAAUGCAGGAAACACAGCAGUGAACAUGUGCACAGCAAGCUCCUUCCAUUUAAGUUUUAUAAAUACGAUAAUGACCAGAUAAUAUGUUAGUGAUUGAGGAUAACGGAUAAACUGUAACCUGAACACCAGGGAGAACGCCCCUUCCCUUCUUUGACAUAGUGCCAUGGGAUCUUUUACAUGCACCUAAGGUCUCAGUUUAAUGGCACCUCUGAUAUUAGAGGACUUACUCAGUACUCCACUGAAGUAUCAGCCUAAAUCUUUUAGCUCAUGUCCCUAAAGUGGGACUUGAGCCUGUAACCCUCUGCUUCAGAGGAGAGAGUGCCACCAAAUGAGCCACAGCUAUCAGCUGAGUUAGGAGGCCAGCUACUACAGGUAUUGAAAUUAGUAACUUCUUAGAACUGGACAGGUUUCUGUAAUCUGUUCUAUCUUAUCUGCUAAAGCCAUCACAAAUAUACUUUAGACUUAAUUUAUUCUGCUAGUCAGCCUAAAGGCCAAGGUAAAAUAGUAAGAAAAUAUAUUGGUUGAUUGAAACCAAGGAGCAAAUAACUUUUUCCUCAGGGAGUUGUUGGCAGUUCAGACAGUCGCUGCUAGGAAUAACAGACCUAGUUCUGGAAAGGUGUCUUUUUCUACCCUCCCCAUCCCAACCCCGCCCCCACCCCCACCCCCCCACACCCCACUGUCCCCUCCUCCAAUUCAUGUGCUAGACCCCCAUUGUACAUCAUCUCACAGUAAAUCUUCUAUUUAAAUUUUAUAAGGCCUUUCCCUCAGUCCCUCAAUUGACUGAUACCAGCUACUCUGAAACUCUACAAUUAUUAAAAUAUACAUAUUAAUUGGAGAUAAGUUCAUCAAUUUUGGGUAUUGUUGAUGGAUUGUGAUUGUUAAUUUUUACUCCAAUUUUAUAGAUUCAAAGAAUUAAAUUGAAGAUUCCAUGAAAAUAACUAGAUUUUCUGACCAGUCUGCGCACACACUUGGACUAUAUUGUUUUGAUAAUAUUUUAGCAUGCAUGUUAAUACUUCAGCUGAAAUAUUAAAAAAAUCAGACACAGGUGUUUAGUAUGGACACAUUAAGCAAAAAUAUUACAUAGAAUUUACAGCACAGAAAAAGGCCAUUCAUACCCAUACUGGUGUUUAUGUUCCACAUAUGCCUGUUCUUACCUUCGUUUCAUGGUAUCAGCCUACCAUUCUAUUUCUUUUUCCCUCAUGUACUUACCUAACUGCUCCUUAAAUGUAUCUAUGCUAUUUGCCUUAACUCCUCCCUGUGGCACGGAGUUCCUCAUUCUCACCACUCUCUGAAUAAAUAAGUUUCUCCUGAGUUCCUUAUUGGAUUUGUUAAUGGCUCCCGUAUAUUUGUGGCCCCUAAACUCUACCGCAACAUUGCCAGUCAGAGAGUAUACCCCAAACUUUAAACCAUCAGAUAAAAGCACCAAAUAACCAGAUCCGUGACUCAGUUAAUUGCCUUUAAGAUCAAAAGUAAAAACCAUGUUAACUUCUGGUGCAAAAGAAUUAACAAAAAGGUAUAGUCACCUCUCUGUGGUUCAGUGAGCAAUCUAAUUUGGCAAACCUGUGUCUAAACAUUGCUACAUGUUCAUGCUAAUGCUUGUACUAGUACAAGGAUUCUGUGUCUAAAUGCCUUGAUAAUCAGAUCAGUAAUGCUGAUGCAUUGGACAUAUUUUAGGAAUCAUUGCUUAGAAUAUUAUUUGCAAUUAAAGGGUCCAAUAUGCAGCCACAAAGAGAUUAGAAUUAUUCUGCAUGUGUGUGGGAGAGAAAAAAGUUUUUUCUUCUCUGUGUUGCCCCUGUCUCCUGCUCUCAAUGCAUGAUCCUUGAAGAAUCGAUGUUAAAUGGCCUUAUCUUCAGUGAAGCAACUUGGAACACCCCUUGUUACUGAGUUUUCUGAUCACCCAAAUGCCAAUAAAUGCACUACUCUGGCGGCAACAGUGCACACGAUUCAGUUGCCAUGACAUUUAACUGCUUUACACGGGUUGAACUGUCAUAGCCGGCCAUAGUAUGGAUUCGUGAGAUCCACAAUUCGGCUAGUUUGCAGGAAGGAUGACUGUGCUAGCAAUACAGAAAGUUUGAGCAGCUCCAUUUAAGCUACUCUCCUGAAACCUAUGCUGCAAUAUUAAAGCAGCUGCAAUGCGAUUGGAUCACCUGAUGUGUUCUCAGUUAAGUUAUGUGCACAAAUUGUUUCUAAAGUUAACUGUACUAUCUGUAGUUUUUGCUGUUGGGUGUGCUGAAAUGUGGCUUUGGUCCAGCACUGUUGUUACCGUGCUGAUAUCAUAAGGUUGCCAUUCAUAUCUUUUUAGAAAGUACCUAGACUUCAACAAUAUUUACUUGGUAAUAAUUGUUACUUCAUAUUGGCAUUGUAAAGGUGUCCUUAUUCUGCUCUUCACUGCUAAAAAGUACCUAGAUUUCAUCACCAUUAAUCAUUAGGAAUAACUGGUAUUCUGAGAAGAUGUUAUUGCUCCUCUCCUAUUUUAUUCAAAACUAGCUAAGAUCUUUCAGCACUUAUUCCCCCAGAUGAUUUUGUAUUUUACACUCAUUUCUUUAAGCUGUUCCCCUUUCUCUCUUCACCUCCAAGAUUUCCAAUCUCAAAGUAAGAAACCUAAUCUCUGAUUUGGAUUGGUGACUAAAGCAUGUAACUCAAAUCUCUCCCCCCAGUGGAUGAGGAAGUGAACAAUGAACCAUAUAGAAAGCCCCAGUCUUGAUCCACAGUUUGUGCUGAGCUAAUUGAUCUUGGUGGCAACAGCAGCACUAAACCUGGCCUUUCCGCCCUUGAUUUAAGGGGAAAUUGGCCAGAGUCCAUGUUCCUGAUCAUUAUCCAGUGACCCCUGCUGCUGGAAUUGCAUGUGCACUGGGUGAAGGAAGGAUCCAGCUUGGCUGUGAUGACCUCUCAAGUCAAAUAGUCUGCUAACACUUUUCUAUCAAGAUUCAAAUUUUUGAAUAUCAAACACUUUUACAAGGUACAAAGUCCCAGUGGAAGCACAGCUUUGUCAGGCUCCACCAAUAAAAAAGAGAGGACCAUGAGAGUGUAGAAACAAGCAAAAACACAAGUAGCAAAAUACCCUUUUACGAAGCAAUCAGCAUUCGGCAUCAGAGGCAAACAUUUAAACAAUAAUUAUAUGUGACUUUUAACUCCUUCCUAGCUAUUGAUUAUGUUUCAUAAUAUGCACAGAUGGUUUUUUUUUGUAAAACAAACUUUGGCCUGAUUUUUCAGAAAUAAUAAAACGACCCUGUUCUUUGCAAAGUGCAAGUGUGUGUGUGAUUUACGUUCCAACCGCACUCUGUCCGUCUCCAAGAAGGUGCGCAAAAUUUUAUUCAAUUAUAGUGGAGGGAACAUUGUUUACCUUGGCAACCAUUUCUCAGCUGUAAAUUCCUCUGAUCAUUCAGAAGUUCUUGAAAAGUGCUUCUCUCAUUGACUCUUGCUCUGACAGGGUAGAAUUUGUUUAGUAAAUAUGUAUUAAAAUAAAUUUCAUGCAGAUAGUCUUUUUUAUUGGUGUCAGGGGUUUUACGGUAUUUUAUAUUUGUAACAGUCUGUUCAGCAGGAAUUGGUUCCAAUUGCCUUAUGCCUGCUCGUCCCUUUGUUUCAGUGAUAUAAUGUUGUUCACCAGUGAGUUGAGUAAGGAUUGUAGGGCCAAACCUCCCAUUAACUGCUUCAUCAUGGCAUUAAGUUACUUUGAACAGGUCCAAGUUAGACUGGGGUUAGUGUGGGCUGGGGUGAGUGGGGAGUGGAAUUUGGCACCGGUAACUUCCUGGCUUCAGACAGGUUGUACUUCAUUGACAGUAGAGGAUGCUUGUCUUAAAUAUUUGUGAGUCAAAUUCAUCAUCGCGCACCAUACAAUUGAUACUGUGAUAUUCUAAGUCCCUCCCCCCCCACCCGCCUGUGCUAUAUGAGAUAAGGAAAUGGCUACUACUCUGUUUAUUGGAACUUUCUAAUGAGCAAAACAAAGAUAUUUUUAUUUUUUCUGUAAAUAGAAUGCUGUAAAUAAAGGUUAUCAUCAUCAAACUA